Scaptodrosophila lebanonensis is the source of this 544-nucleotide messenger RNA. RefSeq names its product bis(5'-nucleosyl)-tetraphosphatase [asymmetrical] (gene Apf). The record is from RefSeq and is a predicted model, not a curated record. The transcript is spliced from 2 exons. The coding region runs from base 16 to 444 and encodes 142 amino acids. Gene Ontology annotation, molecular function: bis(5'-nucleosyl)-tetraphosphatase (asymmetrical) activity. NCBI's taxonomy places the organism in Eukaryota, Metazoa, Arthropoda, Insecta, Diptera, Drosophilidae. Gene Ontology annotation, biological process: AMP biosynthetic process; ATP biosynthetic process.
UGUUGUGAGUAGAAGAUGGGUAAGCGGGCGGCUGGAUUUGUGCUGUUUCGCAGAUUGUGUGGCGAAAUCGAGUAUUUGCUGCUGAAAGCAUCAUACGGUGACUUCCAUUGGAGCUCGCCUAAGGGACACGUGGAUCCCGGCGAGGAUGACUUCACUACAGCGCUGCGCGAGACCAAAGAAGAAGCCGGCUAUGACGAAAAGGAUCUGAUUAUAUACCGUGACAACCCGCUGACGCUGAAUUAUGUCGUUAAGGGCAAGCCGAAGAUCGUAAUUUAUUGGCUAGCAGAAUUACGGAACCCCAACCAAGCACCCGUGCUUUCCGACGAGCACACAGACUUCAAGUGGCUGGCCAAGGAGGCAGCCAAGCAGUGUGUGGGCUUCAAGGACAAUCAGGAUAUGAUUGAAAGUUUCCAUUCCAUUAUUUUGAAAAUGGAUAAAACAUAAGCAAACAUGUUAUCGAUUAAAAGACAUCAAAAAUACAAAAAAUAUAUAUAUCAGUGCUGUGCAGGUCAUUAACGACUUCCGCAAUUCGCACACUAUACAA